Raphanus sativus (radish) is the source of this 2514-nucleotide messenger RNA. RefSeq names its product cytochrome P450 705A22-like. Gene Ontology annotation, molecular function: oxidoreductase activity, acting on paired donors, with incorporation or reduction of molecular oxygen, NAD(P)H as one donor, and incorporation of one atom of oxygen; iron ion binding; heme binding. Bases 105 to 1637 code for a protein of 510 amino acids. The transcript has 2 exons. The record is from RefSeq and is a predicted model, not a curated record. Gene Ontology annotation, cellular component: membrane. NCBI's taxonomy places the organism in Eukaryota, Viridiplantae, Streptophyta, Magnoliopsida, Brassicales, Brassicaceae.
CAUGUGUAUUUUUCAAUGUAACAUUGAUAGCAGCCUAGAGAGCAUGACCGAUUCUUCUCGAUCUUGAAAAACUCUGCACCUUCUUUCUUCUUUCCACUUGACCAAUGGUGGCAACAAUCAUCGUUGACUUUCAGAACUGCUUCAUCUUUAUCCUCUUAUGCUUCUUCUCACUACUCUGUUACACUCUCUUCUUCAGGAAACCAAGGGACUUUUCUUUGCCUCCAAGUCCUCCUUCAAUACCCAUCAUCGGCCAUCUUCACCUUCUUCUCUCUGUACUAAUCCACAGAUCUUUACAAAAACUCUCCUCCAAGUAUGGAUCUAUUCUCCAUCUCCGCAUAUUCAGUUUCCCCAUAGUCCUCCUCUCCUCAGCCUCAGUUGCUUACGAGAUCUUCAGGGCACACGACGUUAACAUCUCCUCUCGUGGUCUCCCUCCGACCGACGACUCCCUACUCGUUGGAUCUUUCAGCUUCAUCUCUGCUCCCUAUGGAGAUUACUGGAAGUUCAUGAAGAAGGUUCUUGUCACCAACCUGCUAGGACCUCAGGCUCUUGAGCGGUCACGAAGAGUCCGUGUUGACGAGCUAGAUAGGUUUUACAAAAACUUAUUCGAUAAGGCGGUGAAGAAAGAGAGCGUGGAGAUCUGUGAGGAAGCGUUGAAGCUCACUAACAACAGCGUCUGCAAGUUGAUAAUGGGGAGGUGUUGUCCAGAGGAGGGAGGUGUGCUGGAGAGGGUCAAAGGAUUAGCUACUGAGUUAGAUAUUACGACGAAGAAGAUUUUGUUGGCAAACAUGUUGCCCCCAUGGUUAAAGAAGCUUGUUCUCUCACUGUUUAAAAAGGAAGUGGAGGUUCUAUCAAACAGCUUCAAUGAGCUGCUCGAAAAGAUUCUUGUGGAACACGAAGAGAAGCAGGGAGAGGGUAAGGACUUGAUGGACGUGUUGUUGGCAGCUUAUAGAGACGAAAAUGCAGAGUAUAAGAUUACUAGGAACCAUAUCAAGUCCUUUUAUGUGGAUCUUUUAUUUGCAGGCAGUACCACCUCAGUGCAAACAAUACAAUGGACAAUGGCAGAGAUCAUCAACAGCCCCAAGACUCUUGAGAGACUGAGAGGGGAACUCGAUUCCGUGGUGGGGACGACAAGGUUGAUCCAAGAAACAGAUUUACCAAACCUCCCUUAUUUACAAGCAGUGGUCAAGGAAGGGCUAAGACUGCACCCGGCGGGACCUCUCUUCGCAAGAUUCUCCCAAGAAGGGUGUAGGAUAGGAGGGUGCUAUGUACCGGAGAAAACAUAUCUAAUGGUUAAUGAUUAUGCUGUGAUGAGAGAUCCAGAUUACUGGGUAGAUCCUGAUGAGUUUAAGCCAGAGAGGUUUCUAGAAGAGGAGGAGAGAAAAGAGCAAGUACUUAAGUACAUUCCUUUUGGAAGCGGAAGAAGAGGUUGUCCUGGAGAGAAUCUAGCUUAUAUCUUUAUAGGAACUGCGAUAGGAGUGAUGGUGCAGGGAUUUGAAUGGAGAUUUAAAGAAGAGAAAGUUAACAUGGAAGAGGCUGUUGUAGGACUGACCUUGACUAUGGCUCAUCCUCUCAAGCUCACUCCUGUUGCUCGAACCGUCAACCCUCUAACUCUGAAUCUAAAGAGUUAUGGUUUAUGACUUUUCAGCAACACUAAAGACAGAAGCCUGUCGUGGACCUUCCAUGUUUUUAAUUAUUUCACGUAGUUAUAAGAAUAAAACAUUGUGUAAUUAGUUAGUGAGCAAAUCAUGAUUGAUCACUGGUGAUUCAGAUGCAAAAAUCUUAUCCGCAAGAAAAUCCAACAUAUUUGUCUAACAAAAAUACUUCCGACAUGCCCCCAGAAAGUGGAAUGUCUGAGACAAUAGUGCUUUGGCCAAGCAAAUCAAAUAGACCUCUAGUUUCGUUAUGCCCAAACCACCUUCUCGCUUAGCUUUUGAUGGAGAGUUGAGACAACCACACCAGAGAAAUGAAGAACUCAUAGACUCAAUGACGUCAAAGCACCAGAAAAUUUUGAUACUGACUUAUCACUGAUUGAAUGAGUUGCAAUCUGCCCGCAUAGGAAAGAGAUUUACUUGUCCAGGAGAGGAACCAAGUGUGAAUCCUAUCAAUUUGAGAGGCUAAUAGUCUGCUCUGGUCAGACUUUUAGUGGUUAGUCGGGAGGCAAAGAUAUCUGAUAGAGAAUUGAUCAACUCGGACACCAAGUUCAGUCGCUGUCUUAUGGAGAUCAAAAGUGUUAGCCCGGCUAUAAAUAUUGAAGGUUUGUUCAUGUUAACUGCUAAACCAAAAGCCAUUUCAAACUCCUUCAGAACCAUAGCAUUACCACAGAGGGAGGAGGCUGUGCCAUCAUUAAAAAUAAGUAGACCAUCUCCAAAGUUGAGAUUGGUGAUUUUAAAAUCUAGUCUACUCUAUUGUUUGGUCUUGAUCGCAAGUGAGACUAAGGAUUCUAAAACGAAAUAUUUUGAGUCUUGACUAUUACCUUAUUUACAUCUACAUUUAAUAACUACUUUUAUUUUCAUU